GGUCUUUUUUAUUUGUAUUUUUAUUUAAGCUUUUAUCAUCUCAUAUUCCGCAUAUUAUUCAGCAUCCAAGCAAUCAAAAAUAAAUAAGUGCGCAGUAUGUUACAGUAAAAAAAAAAAACUGUCACACCAGUGCAACAUUUUCGAACAACGUGCUUCAUUUUGUCACAAAUUCUCAGAAAUACAAUUUAAAGAGCUACUUUAAAUCUAUCCGAUCAGACUCUUUUGACGGCUAUAUUUUGAACACAUUAUCACAAUUAUUUGAAAGCUUUGUAUGUUUUGCCAUUGUCUUGCUUGUUAUGUGGAAAACAUGCAUCUUAUAUCCUGCACUUGAUUAUGUUUUGCUCACAGCAGGAAUUGCCAUUGGUAAUCAUUUUAGAUCAUCACCAAAGCUCAUUUUUAUGGUUUCCCUGAUUUUCCAGGGAGCGCUCCCUUUUUUCAGUGAUGGAGGGUUUGCAGUGUGACGGCUGUGACUUCCGUGCCGAGUCAUAUGAUGACUUGAAGACCCACAUUCAGGAAGUGCACACGGCUUUCCUGCAGCCUGCAGAUGCGGAUGAGUCUGACUCUCUGAAAGACGAGGAUGAGGAGGAGGAAGCGGAGGAAUAUGACAACAAGGAUGACCGGGAUUAUUCAACUCCUAAAGCUGGAAUGAGCCCCAAUACUACUGACAAUGCCAACCAAACACCACAAAAGCAGACAGCUGAAACCCACCUGCCGUUUUACCAGUGCAAGUUCUGUGUCCGUUACUUCAGAUCGAAGUCAUUCUUAAGGAACCACACCAAAAAAGUGCAUGAUGCUGUAGAGGAAGAUUCUGAUGCAAGUAUCUCCUCGCAGAGUGCCGAGCAGCCCAGCUACAACGUUAUUAUACACAAUGACAAUUCAAAAGUGUAUUCCUGUCAGUAUUGCACAUACAAGUCUCCACGCAAAGCAAGAAUAUUGAAACACCAACUAAUGUAUCACAAUAAGGUUCCCGCAGAGAGCGCUGGAAAUCCUUCGCAAUACAAUGAGACCGGAGAGGAAUCAGACUCAGCCAGUGGACUCAUGAAGGGAACAUUUGCCUGUGAAUGGUGCGACUAUCAGACUGACCAGAAGGACAGCUGGACUAAUCACGUGGUGAAGGAACACAGCGACGCGGUCAAGAUAGUUUCCUGCAUCGAGGAGCUGGAAGGAGAGGCAAGUGCAAGUUCACCCAAACCAGAUUCUCCCUCCGAUUCCCGAAGCCAAAAUAGAUCAAAGAUGGAUUUUACUGACGUUCAAGGAAAGAAAGAGCCGGAAGGAAGAACUGUAGAAAACACGUUGGAGAAGUCAGUCCCAGAGAUCUCAUCCUUUCAGUAUGCACAUAUUCGUGCGGUAACACCCAACAGCACAGGUUCCUCCAUUUUGUCCAAGAGGUUCGCUUCAUCUGACGUCUCCAAGAGCGUCGCAGAGACGGAUGCCAACUUACUCAAUGAAGAAGACUCUAAGAGCAGCUUAGAGAAUGAUGAUGAAGAAGAGUUGGGCGAUAUAGAUGAUCCCAGCUAUACUGGGACCCUGUCAGCAGAUGCAAAGCUGCUUUUAACUGAUGAGGACAAUAAGUUACUGGAGACUAAAGGAAUACCGUUUAGAAAGUACAUGAACCGUUUUCAGUGCCCUUUCUGCUCCUUCCUCACCAUGCACAGACGAAGCAUCUCCCGGCACAUUGAGAACAUUCACCUUUCUGGUAAAACUACAGUGUAUAAAUGUGAUGAAUGCCCAUUUAUUUGCACCAGCCCUCUAAAACUAGGCACGCACAAACAGAGCCACAUAUCCUCAGAUUUAGACACCAUGGACCUAACAAGUGAUAGUCCAAAUCCUCACAAUGACAAUGCUGCAGAGCCAGUUAAUGGUGGUAAUGUCAAUUCCAAAGUCAAUGGAAAAAAGAUAACCAGCACACCGAACGACCAGCAGAACCCUCAUCGCUGCACACUCUGCAGCUUCUCUACCACCACUCUGAAAGGACUGAGGGUUCACCAGCAGCAUAAGCAUUCCUACUGUGAUGACCUAGAUCCCACUGUCUUUGAAAGCCAGCUGACUGACCAGCCGGAGUCUGAACCGGACGCUUCUCCAAUCUUUCUACAAAAAACCCAGACCUCGAUUUUAGGACAUGUCACAAAAAAGCCCUUAAUAACAGGGAAAAGAGCCAGGAAGUCCAUCAAUGACUUGCCUUUAGAUUUGUCCUCGGUUAAAAAGAGAACUAGAAUUGAUGAAAUUGCCAGUAACCUUCAAAGUAAGAUAAGCCAAAGCCAACAGGACAUGAUUAUAAACCUAGAUGACAUGGAGGAUGUAGAUGGAAGAGAAAAUCACAGCAUUGGUGAUAUAGAGGGUAGAAACCAUGACAACAAAAACCCUGUCUUCACUUAUAACACUCAACAACUUCAUGCAAGAGAUUCAAUGAUCUCUCACGAAGGAGGCCGAAUAGGGAAAAGAAAAAGCAACCCUAAGUCGAAACCUAGAAGCAUUCCUAUAUCCCUGACUCUCUCAGACGAUAGUGAGAACAUCUCUGCUGACCCCAGUGACGGUGCUAUCCAGGAGAAUGCUGAUUAUUCAGAGGAUCAAGGAACGACACGUUUCUACUGCAAACACUGUGAUUACCACAACAAAUCAGCUCGUAGCGUCAGCACCCAUUACCAGAGGAUGCACCCUUACAUCAAGUUCAGCUUUAAGUACAUCCUGGAUUCCGAGGACCAGAGUGCUGUCUUCCGCUGCUUGGAGUGUUACAUUGAAUACACAAAUUACAAUGAUUUGCAUCAACACUAUAUGGAUCACCACCCCGAAGCAAGCAAUGUGCUCAACUUCAACCAACCAAAUCUGGUAUACAUGUGCCGCUUCUGUUCAUACACAAGCCCAAAUGUCAGGAGCCUAAUGCCCCAUUACCAAAGAAUGCACCCAACAGUGAAAAUCAACAAUGCAAUGAUCUUCUCCAGCUAUGUCGUAGAGCAGUCCCACAAAACGGGGGAAUCGCAAACCCUGAGGGAAAUAUUAAACUCCGGCCCCAAGAAUUUGAACUCACCCACUUCAACCCCGAGGUCCUCCAGCCCGGAGCCGAAAGCGGUCUCCAAGACCCCUGAAGCUAGCGCCGAGGCAGACCCUCUCAAAGAACCUAUGGGUGGCAAUGUUGUUGUGUAUGAUUGUGAUGUGUGUACUUUUGCGAGCCCCAAUAUGCACUCUGUGUUGGUGCACUAUCAGAAGAAACAUCCAGAGCAAAAGGCGUCUUAUUUCCGUAUACAGAAAACCAUGAAGGUCAUCUCGGUGGAUCAAUCGCAGCCUGUUGCAAACUCUUCAUAUAAUCUCAACAUGGCUUCGCCUCCAAAACAAACGAGCGGAGCACUGUACGGAUCAGAUGAAGAAAUGUACUACUGUAAACAUUGCGUCUACAGCAACAGAUCUGUUGUUGGUGUGUUGGUCCAUUAUCAAAAGAGACACCCAGAAGUAAAAGUGACAGCAAAAUAUAUCAAACAUGGCACUCCCACUCCCGGUUUGAUGAAAUUAAUGGAUGAAUUGCAAAUUGCGGCUCCCAAACAGUUUUUGAAGCAGUUUCAAAAUAACGGUCAUGAUGGAUCUAACAACACAAGCCCUAAACCUGGAAGUGGGGAGCAAGGAGAGGAUGAGCUGUUUUUUUGCCAGCACUGUGAUUACGGCAAUCGCACUGUAAAAGGAGUGCUCAUUCACUACCAGAAGAAGCAUCGGGAAACCAAGUCCAACGCUGACCUUGUACGUCGUCACACUGCGGUUGUCCGGAGUCAGCGUGUGCGUGCACAGAUGGUGCAGUCGAGCAGUGUCUCGUCCGCCUUGAUCCCAGCUCCUCCAGACCCUGAAAACACUACAACCCUGCGCUCCCUGAAGUGCAGACACUGUACAUACACAUCCCCCUACAUCUAUGCCCUGAAGAAACAUUUGAAGAAAGAGCACCCAACUGUGAAAGCCACAGCCAUGACCAUUUUACACUGGGCCUACCAAGAUGGCAUUCUGGAGGCUGGCUACCACUGUGAGUGGUGCAUUUACUCCCACGCUGAACCCCAAGGCCUGCUGCUCCAUUACCAAAGACGCCAUCCUGAGCACAAUGUUGAUUACACAUACAUGGCCAGCAAGCUAUGGGCUGGACCGGAGACCACUCAACAAGGGGGCAAUAUGGAAACUAAACAUUACAAAUGCAGAGACUGUGCCUUUGAGGCCUGUACAAUAUGGGACAUCACUAGUCACUAUCAGGUAGUGCACCCGUGGGCCAUUAAAGGGGAUGAAUCUGUGCUUUUGGAUAUUAUCAAAGGAAAUGGCCCAGCUGAAAAUAUACACCAGCAGGUUGCCGUAGACCUUGUGUCUUUCAAUUGCCAAUCUGUUGAAGAUGAUGGAGCACAGGUCAUGGUCAGCACACCUCAAGAAAGCAACCCCCAUCCUCCCCACCCACGUCUUUCUAUCUCAAAUAAUACUUACCAGUGCACUGUAUGUCUGUCAGAGUACAACAGUCUCCAUGGCCUCCUCACUCACUACGGAAAAAAGCACCCAGGUAUGAAAGUAAAAGCUGCAGAUUUUGCACAGGAGGCAGACAUCAACCCCAGUUCUGUGUAUAAAUGUCGUCACUGUCCGUAUGUGAACUCCCGAAUCCACGGUGUCCUAACCCACUAUCAGAAGAGACACCCAUUAGUGAAAGUCACUGCAGAAGACUUUGCGGAUGACAUCGAGCAACUCGCUGACAUAAAUGAAGGAGAUGACAAGUGCAAAACUCAAAGGCAAGGCUACGGUGCAUACAGAUGCAAAAUCUGCCCCUACACGCACGGGACACUGGAGAAACUCAAAAUCCAUUAUGAGAAAUAUCACAAUCAGUCGGCCUCUGAAAUGUUCACACCCUCUCUAACGUAUUUUUCUCCCGGUAAAGAAGGAGAACCAGUCGCUGAAUGCAGUGCUGGUAAUAUAUCAAGCGCGGGAAAUGUCCAGGAGGUCAGUGAAUUUGACCUUUCCCAGUUACCCAUCAAUAAGACUGAGAAACAUGCGAUAUUCAAGUGUCAGCUCUGCAAAUACUUCUGCUCCACCAGGAAAGGCAUCGCUCGUCACUACCGUAUCAAGCACAACAACGUCCGUGCUCAGCCAGAGGGUAAAAACAAUGUCUUCAAAUGUGCUCUGUGUCCAUACACAAACCCUAUACGCAAAGGUCUGGCCGCCCACUACCAGAAGCGGCAUGAUAUUGAUGCCUAUUACACCCAUUGUCUGGCUGCUUCCAAGAUGAUGAGCGAAAAGCCGACCCAAGUGGUAGCACCCCCGCCACCAGAAGGGGACAAUUCGGAAAUGAGCGAAGACUUGCGUUUGGCGGUGGAUAGACGAAAGUGUUCCCUUUGCGCCUUCCAGGCCUUCAGCAGGAAGAGCAUCGUCUCACACUACAUCAAACGCCACCCAGGUGUCUUCCCCAAGAAGCAGCACGCUAGCAAGCUCGGUCGCUACUUUACCGUUAUCUAUGCCAAAGAACCUGAGACAAUGGCUGACAGUGCAAUGACAGAGGACAGCAAGGAAGUGUUGAAGGUUCAGCUUAAACCCGAGCAGGACAGUGAGGUCGAAUGGCUGCCAUUCAAGUGUCUAAAAUGCUUCCAGUUGUCCUUCAGCACCGGCCAGCUGCUCUCUAUGCACUACAACGAUCACCACAGCAAUGACUUGAAGAGAGACUUUGUGGUGUCGCCCGGACCCGAGGACGAGGACGAGGAGUUGUACAAGUGUACGCACUGUGAGCUGAAGUUCCUGGCUCUCCCGAUUCUGGCGAAGCAUCUAUUGAACCACAACGAGGAGUUUCAGAAGAGGGCCAUGAGGCAGGAGAGGAGGAGGCAGCUUCUGAGCAAACAGAAAGCCGCUGAAAUUUCCGAGAUCAAACCUGAGAAGGAAAGCCUUGUAAAUAAUGCUCCCAUAGGCUUCAGGUGUAACUUCUGCAUAGAGAUGCACCCCACCCUCCGUGCCAUCUGCAACCACCUUAGAAAGCACGUCCAGUACGGAGAGGUCAAAGAGGGACAUGUCAAGCAGGAAGUCAGCGAAGUCCCCCUGACCCUGCCUUCAGAGACCCUGACUAAUGGCGUCCUUGAGGCGGAAGAGGCAGCUGAAUCCGACGUCCUCGAGAGACCUGCCGCGGCUGCAAUGAUGGGUCCACCCUUGGCUUCCACGGCUCCGACUGGUGUGGCCGUUGCCGCUGAGGCACGAGAACCAGAAACGAAAGCUGUCGAAGGAAAGGCAGCGGCCCUCGUGGCUGCAGCGAGGGCCACGGUGUCAGAGGGCGAACUGAAGCAGCGAUUGGUUGCGGGGGGCCACCCGUGUGUCCAGUGCGACAGAGUCUUCAUGUCCAUGCAGGGACUGAGGUCCCAUGAGAGGAGCCACUCAGCCAUGGCGCUGUUCAGCCGCGAAGACAAAUACAGCUGCCAGUACUGCCAGUUCGUCUCACCCUUCAGACACAAUCUGGACAGACAUGUGCAGUCUCACCACGGGCACCACAAGCCCUUCAAGUGCAAACUCUGCCCCUUUAAAUCUGCCUACGUGAGUCGCUUGAAGAGCCACCUGCAUAAGGCACACACAGGUGAGCAGCACACAUACAAGUGCUUGUCUUGCCCCUUCUCCUCUAUGACCAUCAGCCAGCUGAAGGAGCACUCUCUGAGAGACCACGGAGAGGUCCUGACCCUCACAAAACUCCGGGCUGCUACCCAGGCUGCUCAUGGCGCCCUCAGGCCCCCACGGCUGGCCAGUAACGCGGAGCAGAAUCUCUUGGCCCUGGAUGAUCCCUCAUACCUAGAGCCGGCUGAUGUCCGUCAGCAGCUUAGUCAUUACCAGCUGGCAUCACGCAGUCAGAUGUGUUCUGGCUCAACACUGGCUGAUACUCGACCAGACAGCGUGCUCACCUGUGAGUUCUGUGAGUUCAGCUCUGGGUACAUGCAGAGCCUGCGUCGGCACUACAGGGACCGCCACGGCGGCAAGAAGCUCUUCAAGUGCAAAGACUGUUCCUUCUUCACCUGCUACAAGAAUACCUUCACCAUGCAUGUGGAGGCUGGUCACAACAACCAUGCGCCUGACAACUUCCCUAAAGACCUGCGCUGCCCUCUCUGCCUCUACCACACCAAACACAAGAGCAAUAUGAUCGACCACAUUGUCCUGCACAGAGAGGAGCGUGUGGCUCCACUGGAGGUCAGUCGCUCCAAGCUGUCGCGCCACCUGCAGGGCCUCGUGUUCCGGUGCCACAAAUGCACCUUCACGUGCUCCAGCGACCAGGCCCUGCAGCUGCACCUGCAGAAGCACGCCGAGAUCAAACCCUACCAGUGCCAGCUCUGUUACUACGACAGCAGCCAGCGGAGCCAGCUAGAGGAGCAUCUACGCCUGGAGCACAAGGUUAUCCGGAACUUCGAGCUGAUGGGCCGCGUCAACCUGGACCAGCUGGAGAUGAUAAAAGAACAAGGGAGCAGCGCAGAGGAGGAAGAAGAGAGAGAAAUGAUGGAGAUGGUUGAAGACGGAAAUGUCGCUGCACUGGGGGAGGAGGAGGAGGAGGAGGAGGAGGACGACGACGACGAUGAAGGAAUGGAGAUUAUGGAGAACACCGCGGAGGAACAGAGAGGGAUAGAUGAUGAAGAGAUAGAGGACAACUUCAAAGAGGAAGAGGAGGAGGAAGAAGAUGAAGAGGAAGUCAGGGGUGCGGAGGAGGAGAAGCCCGGCCUACAAGAGGUCCUUGCAUCUCCCAGCAGCAGCAGCAGCAGCAGCAGCAGCUCUGCGCCCGGCGGUGCAGAGAAGCGGCUUCCUUGUGAGUUCUGUGGCCGCUGCUUCACCAACAGCCUCGAUUGGGAGCGUCAUGUCCUUCGACAUGGCAUGACGGUUAAUAACAGCAACACGGACACCAGCACCACCUCCGCAUUAGAGGCCUCAGCUUCCUCUUCCACCGGCUUCCCUGCCUCCAUGGACGCAGGAUUGGACCCGUGCAGCAACGAGGAAGGGAACCCCGCCGAUCUCUCACUGGGAAGUCCAAGCCAGUAUGUGGAAGGCACAGAAAUGCUUGACACCAAAAAGGAUCAACAGUUUGGUUGAAGUGUUUGUGGCCUGUUGGGAUGAUGUGCUAGAAACUGUGACCAUGGGUAGUACCAGCACUGAGUUGAGUCAUAAAAAGGAAACAAAAAGAUUGAAACUGAAAAAAAGUGACUUCUUAUGAGUUGGCGCAUUACUAGAUUUUAGGUGUUACAUAUUUAAGUAUUAGAUUGUGCUGCAUAAAACGGCUGAGCUCUCUAAAUGGACAGUCCCCUAGGACAGAUCUUAAUAUAUUGGUAACCAAUAGUGAACAGAACUCUUUAUUGCUGACAUUCUGGUCAAAUCUACAGUGAAAGAUCCAACCUAGAUGAAACUAAGCUAUUUAUAGAGAAUGAUGUCCAAAAUUAUUAACUAAAUUUAGUAUUUUAUUGUUUGAAGCACCUUUUACGCUCCCCCAAAACAGGGGUACUGUAAAUGUACCCAAAUAGAACAAACAUGAUAUGAAAGCAUUUAAAACCAUGCCCCCCUGUAGAGCUACCUAUUCUUGUUUAUUGUCCACAUUUUAGACUUAUUUUCAUCAUAGCCUUGUGUUAAGUGUCUUAGAAGUAGUCCUCGAGAAAGAAUCGCACCUUAUCUAUUUUAGUAAAACCACAAAUCCUGUUUUCUUUAUUCGUAGAAAUACUGACAAUUUCCCCCAAUGUUUGUAGCAAAUUGCUAUAUUUUAGGUCCCUUAAUAUUAUACUACGUAUAAGCUUUCAGCCUGUGGCACCCUUUCGCAUUUUGACUGUACCAUUUCAUUAUCCACUAAUUUCACGUGAUGGAAUAAUGGAAAUAAUGGGACUCGUUAAAAUCUCCUUUCCCCUCUAAAAUCCACCUGUGCACUCAGAAGAUCAAUACAACAACAGAGAUAUGUUUAAUGUGUCAUGAUAUAGGUGGCCGUUAAACUGAGCAUAGUUAGCCUUGGAACAUAAUUAAAUAUAACACUGGCGUAAUAUGUGUCAUCAUUAUCAAUAGACAGAGAUCACACUUGUCUUUUCAGUGGGAACAAAAUGAUGUGCCAAUCUAGCUCUAUAUGUGCAUCAAAAUGACAAUUAAAUGCAAAGUUGUGAUGAGGCUGACCACCACGGCUGAGUGUUGAAGCCAGUGUGCAAGUGCCUUAACAAAUCCAGUUCCUCUAAUUGCCAAUAAAUGGCUUUAAUUGUUAUUUUUAGAAAUUUAAAAGUUAGCUAUUUUGAAGUAACCAGGCAAUCACCCUUAAUCUCUAAAAGAAAAUCCACAAUAAUGUAUGGCCUCAACAGCUAAUUUCCCGUCUAUUAAUGUGUGCCUUUGUGGCAAUUCUGACAGUCAUUGUUUAAACAUGAUCUGAUUAGAUUAGAUUGUAUUGUAAUUGAGUAUCAGUACAACGCAAUGUGUUGUAGCAAGAAACCAGGUAGUGCAAACAGCAGCAAAGAGAAUGUUGAGGCCUGUAGUGUUGGUUUAACCUCAUUACAAAAAUAUAUAUAUAUAUAUAUUCUUAUCAACCCCCUGGUGGUAAUUAUCUUGAGAUGUCAAAAAAGAAUCUUUGAGAUUUUUCCUGAUUCAAUGGAAGUGGGAUUUCAUUUGAUUUACUCACAGCAUUUAAGAAAAUUGAGUAGAUUUUGUUGGAACUACUUUCUACUAGACUAAAAGUCCCAAUGAAAACUGUUGAUAGUGUGAUCUGAGAGUUGUACUAUAUUAUCCGGAGUGAAAGGGAAAGCUAUUUAUGGAGAGGGAGAAAAAAUGCUGCUAAGUGUGUGUUUUUUUCCAAUGUUGUGAGCACAACAAAUGAAACUCCAUGCUAAACUGGGGUCGGAGCCACAUUUGCUUGAUUGACAGAUGUCUCUGUCUUUCACAGUCGGCCCUGGUGAUUACCUCAACUCCAUCCAAGGCCCCUCCACGUCACCCAAAUUCAGAUUUGUAGGCUGCAAAUGACUGACUGGCUGGCAUAAAGCAUAAAAUUCAAAUCUUGGCUUCGAGACGUCCCUUCAGAAACGUAUGGCUGAUGCCACAGACACCACAGAUAUGCUUUCCUGCAGUUGGUGGUCCAGUUUUGUAGUUAUGGGAUGCACUGAAAAGACAAGUGUCACAGAAAACCUUUCCACAUAAAUCAAGUUCAUUUGCCACAGGGACUUUAUGUUGACUUUUUAAAAAGGUGUAAAAUCCCCCAAUUUAAACUCCUUUUAAAUUCUGUAUUGGCACAACUGUCAUAGCCUGGAUAUGUGUGCUUCUUUUUAGAUAAAGUUGUCAUGUUAUUGUUGAUACUGACAAAAGGCAGAGAUUGUAUUUGUUGAAAGUUGCUGCUUGAAUACCCUAAAGCCUUAUAAGAUAAUAAAUAGCAAUUAAGUCAAAUGUAAGCCCAAUUCCAAUAAGACCAUUAAGCAACAUGAAACAAUCUGAAAUAAUAUGGCUGAUAACUAUAAUAUACAAUUUUUAAAAAGGCACGAUUAAUGUAAUUGUGUUCUUGGUACUGAAAUAUUUACCAAGACUGCUGUUUGCUGCUGUGUCUAUAACUGAGCAUUGAACCAUUGAUGGAAAUGGGAAAUGUGGGUUUGUAACCCAGGCGAACCACGUUUGCAGCCGUGUAUAGAAAACAAAACUACUUGUUAAGUGUUUGAACCGUGGUGUUUCAGAAAGGAUACUUUUAAACCUUUUUUACUUUAGGUGUUUUCAUUUAUUUUAUUUUUUUUCAAGACAAGAAAAAAAUAAAUCUAAAGACGAUAGCUAACCCUUAGGGGCUUUUUGAAUCCCCAAUCCAACAUUAUCACGCCGUUGUACAAUGUCUGGUUAAAAUGAAAAAUAUCUCCUUUUCUGUACUGUAAUGGGAAUGAGCAGAUUGGAAGAGCGGUGUGGUUGUACAAUAUUUAAACAAAUGAAGGAAAAGUAUGCAGAUCUUUAUUAAUUCAUGGCCUGGACUUUUAUUGUGAAGAGGAAAAAACAUGACAAAGUAAGAGACAAAAAAAAAAGGUUUUCUUUAGGGGCAUCUAACUGAAACUGCUUGGUCCUUUUCUGGGCUUGGCCAGUCGACCUAUAGAUCCUUCUGAGAUCUAGCUGACUUAUGUCCAGUCCAACAUCUGACACUCUAGUAUCUUCUAUCCAUGGCCAGUAAGGACAUCAGCUCACUUGCUCCAAAUAGGCCUGCCCUUACAUGUCGAGAGGUGGGAAUGUAGCAGCCCCAUGAUGAUCCUCAGUCCUUGUAAUACCUUUUAAAAAAAACUAAAAAAUAAAAAAAAAAACUGUUGAGUUGGUGCUGAAUCUCAAAGCCUUUUUUUUUUUUUUUUUUUUUUCCAGGACCAGCGUGUAGCUUUUUGAAAGUAAAACUGUUUGAAACCUGUUGUUGUAGAAAUAAGCUUUGUUAAGGCAGCUUGUUGCCCAUCUUGAGAGCCCAGUGCAAACCAGAUGAGAAAUUGGGGCAAUCUGGGUAAUGAAGCUGUCAACCCAAAAUUGUUUGUUGUUCUGUGCUCAUUUUAAUAGAAAAUGACUAUGAAUCCCUCACUGUGUGCAGUCUCUAGACUGUAAUAUUCCCAGUUUACCCAAAGUUAAGCCCCUGCUGACAACACACUGGAUACUUGUAUAUAUGUUUAGUUUGUUUCCGUUGAAUUUCUCUUUUCAGACUGUUGUCUCCAUAGUUUGACACUAGAAUCUCUCCUUUUUGCCUUUCUUCCCAUAUAAACCUGAUUACCUGAUGGUGGGUUGUGAUGUUGCCUAGAAUGAUUGUUUACAAUUUUAUUCCAUUUAUCUCUGGAUAUUCUGUAAAUAUUGUAAUUCAUUGUCUUUUUUUAACUUGAUAAUAAAGUUAUCA
Cyclopterus lumpus (lumpfish) is the source of this 11800-nucleotide messenger RNA. It is a transcript of the gene znf462, whose product is annotated as zinc finger protein 462. Gene Ontology annotation, cellular component: nucleus. NCBI's taxonomy places the organism in Eukaryota, Metazoa, Chordata, Actinopteri, Perciformes, Cyclopteridae. The transcript has 13 exons. Gene Ontology annotation, biological process: regulation of gene expression. The record is from RefSeq and is a predicted model, not a curated record. Bases 442 to 8046 code for a protein of 2534 amino acids.